Messenger RNA from Athene cunicularia (burrowing owl), 1919 nucleotides. Its product is annotated as zinc finger protein 85-like. Gene Ontology annotation, biological process: regulation of transcription by RNA polymerase II. The transcript has a single exon. The coding region runs from base 31 to 1278 and encodes 415 amino acids. Gene Ontology annotation, molecular function: DNA-binding transcription factor activity, RNA polymerase II-specific; RNA polymerase II transcription regulatory region sequence-specific DNA binding. Lineage: Eukaryota; Metazoa; Chordata; Aves; Strigiformes; Strigidae. Gene Ontology annotation, cellular component: nucleus. The record is from RefSeq and is a predicted model, not a curated record.
UCAGAGGUAAACUUUGAGCAGGCAGGUGAUAUGUGGGACGAUAAAAAUAUGUGCUCUGGAAACAAAUUCCUUGAAACCAGCCAUGGAAGCAAGAGCUUCCCUCUUGUUGGGAAUAGAUCAGAAAUUCCUCUGAAUUCAUACAAAAUGGACACUUACAAAGAGGAACCUCUCUUCAACUGCAGGGUCUCUCAUUCACAAGUUCGGGGUGAUGAUGCAUAUCAUAAAUUUGUGGAAAACACAAGGGAUACGUGGCCUUCCAAUUUGUCUACAUACAAAACGUACAAAUGCCAAUACUGCAAUUAUGCUACUUCUGCUCACAGCAACUUCCAGCUGCACCUAAAAAUACAUAGAGAUGAAAGACCGUUGGUGUGUAAAGAAUGCAGUAAGCCAUUUAAUACGUCAAACCAUUUGCAGAAACAUAGCCUUAUUCACAUGGAGAAUGGAUACAAGUGUGGCCACUGCCUGGUUGCAGAUAGCUGUUUGGAGAAUCUUGGAUUGCAUCAUGAAAUGCAUGUAGGCAUGUGUCCAGGAAGAGAUUUUGGUUCCUCAAAAUAUUCAGACAGCAUUAGUUUCUUGCAUGGUUCGGAAGUCUAUAGAGCACAGCCACAUGUCCAGAGGGGCACAGAAGGUGAUUUGCUGGUGCAGAGUCGGCCACAAUUCUAUCAGUGUGUGGAGUGUGAGUACACUACACACAUUUUAAGUAACCUUAAACUACAUAUAAGAACUCACACCGGUGAGAAACCUUACAGCUGCAGCGUUUGUCAGAAAAAAUUUUGUACUUCCAGCCACCUGAAAAGACACCGAGUCACACAUUUUAAUAUGCAGCAUCUCAAGUGCAAGAACUGUGACUAUUCAACAAACAAAUGGCUGUCCUUGAAACAGCACCUGGCUUCGCACUCCUGUGUGGGAGGCUCAUCUGCUGGCUGUUUCUCCGAACAAAAGCAGCUACCUGUCAAAACGUACAGGUGUGAAGAGUGUGGCUAUUCCACAGCCCACAACAGCAACUUGAAGCCGCACCUGCGAAUUCACACAGGGGAGAAGCCGUUCAAGUGCGGUCAGUGCCCUGCUGCUUUCCGCACAUCCAGCCACCUGAAGCGCCACUUAGUGACUCAUUCAAGGUUGCACUGCAAAAAGUGUAGAUUUUCUACUGUAGACAAACGUGCUUUUCAAAAGCAUGUAAAAACACACACGAAGUACAAGUGUGGAAGGUGUAAUGCGAUACUACUUACCAAAAAGCUUCUGGAAAAGCAUAGGCAGCAACAUAAGCAUGGAAAAUAAGCUUGGGAAUUGCAAACUUGGUUCUGGAGAGGGGUUUUUUGUUUUUUUUCUGAAUUUGUUUACUGCUUUACAUUCCCCUGCUGUCUCCAGAACAAUGACUGGUAAUUGAUGCAUCCCACAUUUUGGUUUAGAGAUAGAAACUCAGGGCACUGAGAAGCUUCACUUCGAGCACAGGCCGUGCUAAAGAAUGUCUUGGACUUUUUCACACCAGACUGACUACUUAAUACUAUGAGCUCAGUUAUGGCCAAUAUUCACCAGUUUGAACUUAUUUUCAAAUAAACCACUUAUUUUCUUAUUAAAAAUUAAUUUAAAAAAUCUCUUGUCUAACUGAAAGACUGUUUAAAGGGAGGAAAGGAAAUGCACAUUACAUCACAUAGUAAUAACUUUUCAUUUAAAAUUCAUAGAUAUGUUUGGAUGCUUAAUGCUACCUCUCGUCUGCUGAAAGUUGCAUUACCUACUCCCAGGUUCUCUUGCAAUACUUGCAAGAGGAAAAAAACCCAGUAUCUUAGAAUAUUACAGAAACAAAAGAUUUAUGUCAUAACUGGGUAAUUGGGAUAUGAAAAUGUUUUCUGUAUUUGUGGAUAUAUUUAUUAGGUUUAUUAGGCAGGUAUCUUUCUGUACUUUUAAUAAGUUUGAGUAGU